Knipowitschia caucasica is the source of this 1116-nucleotide messenger RNA. Lineage: Eukaryota; Metazoa; Chordata; Actinopteri; Gobiiformes; Gobiidae. The record is from the annotation of a GenBank genome assembly.
AUGGCGGCUAUGGUUGAGAGAAUUGAUGAAUGUGUUGGGUCGCUGGACUCUAAUGCCGUGGUGUCCAGACAGUCGGGAUCUCCUGCGGAUCAGUCCCACCAAAAUAACCCUCUACUAGGACUACCUAUUGUGGCAAUAGAGACGAUCCUGAACUUUCUAACUUAUGACGAAAUCAGCCUGCUGCGCUCGGUGUGUAAACGCCUGGACAUGAACUGCCAGCGAGUACUGAACCAGGGCUUCUUGAAGGUGGAGAGAUACCACAGUCUGUGCCAGAGGCAGGUCAAAGCACAGCUGCCCAGACGAGAGUCAGAAAGAAGGAACCAUUCCUUGGCCCGUCAUGCAGACAUUCUUGCUGCUGUGGAGACUCGCCUCUCUCUUCUCAACAUGACCUUCAUGAAAUAUGUUGACUCUAAUUUGUGCUGCUUCAUACCCGGAAAGGUCAUAGAUGAGAUAUAUCGUGUGCUGAGGUACGUAAACUCCACUCGUGCUCCUCAACGUGCACAUGAGGUCCUACAGGAGCUGCGGGAUAUCUCCUCCAUGGCAAUGGAGUACUUUGAUGAGAAAAUUGUUCCCAUCUUAAAGAAGAAGCUACCAGGAGCUGAACUUACUGGACGUAUAAUUGGUACUGUGCAAGUGGCUGGUCCCUCCACCUCCUUGACCACUAUGUCCCUUCUGGCCAAAAACACACCAUCUCGCUCUGAGAUGACCAAAGUACAACAACAGGUAAAGGUGAACGGUGCCUCAGUGACUGUUCUGCGCAGGGAGAUGCAGGAGAUCCGCGUGAAGCAGCUGGAGCAACAGAAGCAGCUGCAGGACCAGGAGCAAAAACUCCUGGAGCAGAGUCAGGUCAUGGCCGAGCAGAAUGCACGGCUUGCAGAGCUUGAACACAAGCUGAGAGAGCUCCUGGACAGUAGUGCAACUGCAUUGGGAGGGUCCCAACCUGCCUCUGCUGCCCCCUCCACAUCCACCUCCUCGCCUGCAGCUAAUGUUGCCACUGUGAUACUGGCAGGGAGCACCAGUGCCUCUGUGCCCAAAGACCAGGAUAGACCCCACAAACGCAUAAGGAAGAGCUCAGAGCUGACCCGACACUCAAAACGCCUGCGCAGCAAAAAAUAA